AUGAGGCGUGUCAUUGUUGUCGAUGGAACAUUAUUGAAGAGUAAAUUCAAAGGGGUGCUACUGGUUGCAACUGCUAUAGAUGGAAAUUCAAAUUUAUAUCCUAUUGCAUUUGGGAUAGUAGACUCUGAGAAUGAACAGUCUUGGGAAUGGUUUAUGAGACAAUUAAAAGUUGUUGUUGCUGAUGAUAAUGGUUUGGCUUUUAUUUCGGAUAGACAAGUGUCAAUAGCGAAGGCACUGGAGAAAGUGUAUCCGCUAGCGAGACAUGGUAUUUGUAUUCAUUAUUUAUUGAAUAAUGUGAUAUCAUAUUUCAAGGGAAAGGGAUUAGUUGGGUUGAUUUCUAAGGUUUCGAAGGCUUAUAGAGUGGUUGAUUUCAAGAAGACGUUUGCUCAUGUUUGCAAUAUCAGUCCAGCAAUUGGAAAUUAUCUUAUGGAAGCGGAUGUCAAAAAGUGGGCUAGAUGUCAAUUUCAUGGAUACAGGUAUGACAUUAGGACAAACAAUCAUGCAGAGUCGAUAAAUUCUGCGUUGUGUUCGCCGAGAGAGUUUCCCGUAAUUCCUUUGUUGGACAGUAUUAGAGAAAUGCUGACACGCUGGUUCUUUAAGCGUAAGAAGUUGAUUUCAAAGCACACUCAUCGUUUGACCAUAGAUGUGGAGGAAAAGAUCGAUAGGAGAAUUGAAAAGGGGAAAACUUUCGGAGUUUACCCUGUAACCGAUAGCCAGCUGCUUGUUAAAGGCGAUACAAUUGACUGCUUUGUUGAUUUGGACAAACGGACUUGUUCUUGUGGGAAGUACGACCUCUUGAAAAUCCCUU
Brassica oleracea var. oleracea is the source of this 808-nucleotide messenger RNA. RefSeq lists its product as uncharacterized. The transcript has a single exon. The record is from RefSeq and is a predicted model, not a curated record. The annotation marks the transcript as partial. NCBI's taxonomy places the organism in Eukaryota, Viridiplantae, Streptophyta, Magnoliopsida, Brassicales, Brassicaceae.